This is a messenger RNA of Penicillium pulvis, 1011 nucleotides long. Its product is annotated as methylenetetrahydrofolate dehydrogenase (NAD(+)). Gene Ontology annotation, cellular component: cytosol. The record is from RefSeq and is a predicted model, not a curated record. NCBI's taxonomy places the organism in Eukaryota, Fungi, Ascomycota, Eurotiomycetes, Eurotiales, Aspergillaceae. The coding region runs from base 1 to 1011 and encodes 336 amino acids. Gene Ontology annotation, molecular function: methylenetetrahydrofolate dehydrogenase (NADP+) activity; methylenetetrahydrofolate dehydrogenase (NAD+) activity. Gene Ontology annotation, biological process: purine nucleobase biosynthetic process. The transcript is spliced from 4 exons.
AUGUCGGCUCCUACAGACACUGCGCCUGCCUCAUGCAAGGUUAUGCUUUCCAAGCACGUGGCCAAUCGCUUGAUCAGCGAGGUCCAGGAAGGCGUCAAGACUCUUGAGAAGCCGCCGCACCUGGUCGGAUUCUUGGCGAACAAUGACCCCGCGGCACUGAUGUAUGCGCAAUGGACGCAGAAGACUUGUGAAGAGAAUGGAUUCAAGUACACUCUUCGCGAAGUUAGCCGCGACGAUAUCGAGGAACAAAUUAUUGGUGCCAACACCGACUCCGACGUUGACGGCAUCAUUGUCUACUACCCCAUUUUCAACAACCGCCAGGACCAAUACCUGCAGCAAAUAGUUGAUGUCUCCAAAGAUGUCGAGGGUCUCAGCCACCGCUACAUUUUCAACAUGUACCAGAACAUCCGCUUCUUGGACCCGGAAACCAAGCGCCAGAAGUGCAUCCUGCCCUGCACGCCGUUGGCCAACAUUAAGAUUCUUGAGUACCUGAACAUCUACAACACCAUCCUGCCCUACGGAAACAGACUUUUCGGUCACACUAUUUGCGUUGUGAACCGAUCCGAGGUCGUGGGACGUCCUCUUGCUGCGUUGUUGGCCAACGACGGAGCUUGUGUGUACAGUGUUGAUAUCACUGGUGUGCAGAAGUUCACUCGUGGUGAGGGAUUGCAGAAGCACCGACAUGAGAUCGUUGACCUCGAGGGUGCGACAAUGAAGGAUGUUGUCCCCCUGUGUGACGUUGUUAUUUCUGGUGUGCCGGGUGAGAAGUUCAAGUUCGACACCAGCUUGCUCCGUGACGGUGCUGUCUGUGUCAACUUCUCCAGUGAGAAGAACUUCGGCCCUGAGGUUAAGGAGAAGGCCUCCCUCUACGUUCCCUCCAUUGGCAAGGUGACCAUUGUCGUCCUGCUGCGCAACUUGUUGAGACUCAUCCAGAACCGCCGGGUAGAUGAUGUUAAGCCUGCUGCUGCCACAGAGCGCCCUGGCACUCUUGAGGCUGAGGUUGUUGUAUAG